Messenger RNA from Capsella rubella, 487 nucleotides. Its product is annotated as protein RADIALIS-like 4. Gene Ontology annotation, molecular function: DNA-binding transcription factor activity. The record is from RefSeq and is a predicted model, not a curated record. NCBI's taxonomy places the organism in Eukaryota, Viridiplantae, Streptophyta, Magnoliopsida, Brassicales, Brassicaceae. The transcript has a single exon. Bases 55 to 303 code for a protein of 82 amino acids.
CAAUACACAAAACACUCACCUUCAUUUCUCAAUUUUCGAUCCACAUUUUCGCUAAUGGCUUCCAAUUCAAUGAGCACUUCUCGAAGCUCGAACUCGUCAUGGACAGCUAAACAGGACAAGCAGUUCGAAAUGGCGUUGGCUACAUAUGACAAGGACACUCCUGACCGGUGGCAAAACGUUGCAAGAGCAGUUGGUGGGAAAUCAGCUGAGGAGGUAAAGCGACACUACGAAUUGCUACUCCGGGAUGUGAAUGACAUUGAGUCAGGACGCUAUCCUCAACCUAGGUACCGUAACACUAAUUGAAGACAUGCAUUAAUAAACAUGUCUUGAAUAAUCAAGAAGAGGAACAUUUGAGGAGAGAAUCUAUAAAUUAAGAACUAAGAAUUCGAUGUAUUGCUUUUAUUGGCUUUGUUUCAUUUCUGUUUGGUUUUCAACCAUGUAAUAAUCUCUCUCAAUUCCAUCCUAAUUAAUAGUAUAUUUUAGUCAA